Messenger RNA from Lasiosphaeria miniovina, 1759 nucleotides. RefSeq names its product major facilitator superfamily domain-containing protein. The record is from RefSeq and is a predicted model, not a curated record. Gene Ontology annotation, molecular function: basic amino acid transmembrane transporter activity. Gene Ontology annotation, biological process: basic amino acid transport; transmembrane transport. The transcript has 8 exons. Gene Ontology annotation, cellular component: fungal-type vacuole membrane. NCBI's taxonomy places the organism in Eukaryota, Fungi, Ascomycota, Sordariomycetes, Sordariales, Lasiosphaeriaceae. Bases 1 to 1524 code for a protein of 507 amino acids.
AUGGCCAAUGGAGGUUCCAUUCCCGGUAUCAGUCGGCUUGGUCAGUCAGCUCCCUUGCUGGGAUGCCGGCCAGGCGACGCAGCAUAUGCGACAAGCCCAGAGCCUCUUGUUCAAGCCGGUCGAUGGAAGCCAUCUCCCAGGUUCUGGUGGAUAGAAACAGCUCUCUGGGCCAACGUCUUCCUCUCGGGAUUCGAUGGAACAAUCACGGCGUCUACCUAUGCCGCGAUCAGCUCCGACUUCGAUGCCGCCAAUAAUGCCUCAUGGCUGACGACGUCGUACUUGAUCACCAGCACAGCGUCCCAGCCGCUCUAUGGGCGCUUCUCUGACGUAUUCGGGAGGCGUGUCUGCUUCUUCAUCUCCACCAUCACCUUUAUAUUGGGAUGCUUCGGCUGUUCGGUGGCUCAGAGCAUGACACAGCUCAACGUAGCACGGGCGGCGGCGGGAUUUGGUGGCGGAGGCCUGAUCACGAUGGCAUGCCUUGGGGGCGUGAUUGUUGAUGGGAUUGGGUGGAGGUGGUGCUUCCUCUCGCAAGUGCCCAUCUCCAUUUUUGCGCUCGUCGUUGGCUACUGCAUCUUGUCGGGGUCCGAGCAUGCAACUGGGCACCAGCUGCGCGUAGUUCUGGGCAGAUUAGAUUUUGCCGGCGCGCUGAUUCUUGUUGGGGCCUUGGUCACCCAGCUGCUGGGGCUGAGCCUGGGAGGUAACGACUACCCAUGGAACAGCGAGGUCGUCAUCGGUGCGCUGGCUUUGAGCGUCCUCCUGCUUGCCGCCUAUCUCCUAGUCGAGGCUAAAACCGAGGCGAUGCCGAUCAUACCGCUCCAUAUGCUGCAUGGAUGGCAGCCAGCAGCCGUCCAGCUGACGAACGUCUUUGUCGGCAUGUCGUCGUACGCCUACAUGUUUAUGGUUCCACUCUUCUUCCAAGCCGUCCGUGGUGAUUCUCCGUCAGCCGCCGGCAUGCGGCUGAUGAUCCCAUCGAUGGCGACGCUCGGCGGUGGAAUCCUCGCAGGCCUGAUGAUGCAGCAGGGUUUCCAACUGCGCUAUAAUGUACGCAAGGAAACUGCCUUGAUGCUUGUUGGGAAUAUCCUAGCGUGUAUAAUGGGGACGGCCGGAAACCGGUGGACGGAAAUGGCGUAUCUGGUCCCUGCGAACCUUGGAGUCGGCCUAACGAACCCAAGUGUGCUAUUCAGCUUCGUCUCCCUUUUCGAAUACAGAGAACAAGCAGUUGCUACUUCUACCGUAUACCUGAUUCGCUCUAUGGGCAGCAUUUUUAUGGCACUUCCACAAACGCUCGGCCCAGACGCGAGCGAUGAGGUGACCUCCCCCCCGUUUCUCGCCGUGUUGUCUCGUCAAGAAGCUAAGGAAAUCCAUAUUUCGCUGCGGGAACUUCCACCGGCUACCGAGAUAGCAGUGCGGGCAUUGUAUGGUGACAUCCUGAGGAUAGCAUUCGUCGCAUCGAGUGGCUGCGCGCUGUUGGCGUUCGUCUUUUCAUGGGCUCACAGGACCGAGGCGAUGUCGAGAAAGAAUUAGAGGAUCUCGUACUGAUGAAUUUGGGUUGUAUUCGCUUCGCGAGUGGAUGCUUGGGAGAGUACCGCGCUCGUCGCUAUUUUUCAGGACUCCUUCCAUAUCAAUUUGCUUUGAUUCUUUGGAGUGGGAGUUCGUGGAGCAUAAGCGGUCGGCUCCGGGCGAUAGCGGCUGCGCAUAUGAGGGGGUGCUGGGGGGCAUUCCGCAGAAAGAUCAGGCCCAAGUGGGUGCGUGAUGGAAG